Notothenia coriiceps (black rockcod) is the source of this 899-nucleotide messenger RNA. RefSeq lists its product as uncharacterized. Bases 84 to 899 code for a protein of 271 amino acids. The record is from RefSeq and is a predicted model, not a curated record. The transcript has 4 exons. NCBI's taxonomy places the organism in Eukaryota, Metazoa, Chordata, Actinopteri, Perciformes, Nototheniidae.
GCCCUUUCUUUUAAUAAAAUCAGAUCAUCGCACCUUUAGCCAGAUUCCAUGAUGUAGGAUGCCAGACUGACGCUCCACAAACCAUGUCAGUGGGCACGAGGGUUUUGAUACUUCCAAAAAAGGUGACGGUCGGCACACAGCUGGCCUGGGGUACUCUGAAGCACAGGCACGUGAGAAGCAAAGGCAGCCAGACAACAGAGUCCUCUCUCAGAGUUGGCAACGAAACGUUUUCCAGUCACCCAGGUUUCCAUUUGCCCUCGACAUCUAUAGAGACACCAGGUUUGAGGCCAAGAAAGAGGCCUCGUCUUGAGUUGGAGUACGAUAUGGAGGAGGAAGGAGAGGAGGAGGAAGAGGAUGUAUGGGACCCUACCAGAGAGGUCAAAAGUGAGCCUAAGGAAGCAAUGUACAGCCCUGUUGGCUCUGUCGUUACAGAGGGAUCCGAAACGCCACCCACGUACAGCGACUGCAAGUACAUCGUUUUUGAGAGUUGCCUCAAAGAGCUGUUCGACACCUGUCCUGUAUGUAAGAGGAGCUGUGAAGUCCUGCGGCGACGGAUGGGGACGUUCGUGGCAUUCACCCAGCUCUGCCAGAACUGUACUUACUCCAGACGGUGGCAGAGCCAGCCUGUGGUCGGGAGCACCCCCGUUGGAAACCUCCAGAUCUCAGCAGCCACAUAUUUCACCGGGUCAUGCUUCUCCCAACUGGAAAAGAUAUGCAAGGCCAUGCAUCUCCAGAUUUUUCCAUAUGACACCUUCAGGAAGCAUGCUAGGAGUUUCUUGCAGCCUGCUGUUGUCUACAAGUGGAAGGUGGAUCAGCACAAUCUCUUGCAGCAGCUACACCAGGGUGGAAAGGUCGCAGUUGGCGGAGAUAUGCAAACAACGGGUAAGCCAAUACUCUAA